AGUGUGCAGUGACGUAGGACAGUCUAUGCGAUCGCAUGCUGGAGUUUGUACUAUUUGCCUAUGGAGGCUGAGAGAGCAGUACCGCAAACAAAAUAUUUCAAAUUCUAAAAGCAGUCGGUCGAACUGCAGUGAAGUGGAAUCGGAGCUGAAACACCCAAAGAGCGAGAAAGACUGUGGCCCGCCACUGCGUUAAGAGGAUACCGGUGUAGUUUUGUCAAAAACAUCUUAUUAGGCGAUUUCUGAAGCUGAGCCUGGGAAGCACUCUUCCCUUUUCACUUUUUGGAGCGCAGUGGGCAGAUUUAAUGAAUGCUGUGGUGUAUGUUGCCUAGAUAUUAUAAGUUAAAUGCUAUUUUGGAGACCUUAGCAUUGAGAAAAUAAAUAUUGGAGCACCUGACCAGUCGCACAUCGAACAAAAAAAAACAAUACAUGAGAGGACUGUUAUGAAGAGGGAUUGAAAAAGGACGACGCAAAAGGCUGUCAACGCUUUGAAGUUGGCGAGACCCGACAUCAAUCUCUGGCCGAAUUUCAAUAGGCCCACUGAAUUAAUUAUUGGAUACUGCGGACGGAACCUCUAAUGUUCGUUUUAUGUACAUGGCUAUUAUUAAAACCAAGCUAAACGCAGUCCUCUGGAAAGUCCAUUCACCGGAAUAUAUAGCGGUGUAAUACAGAAAGAAAUAGACUACUACGGAUCAACAUUAUACAAAAAAAAUAUUUCCGAAGAGACGUUUGAAUUUCCUCUGAAAUGGACUGACAUCGAUUAAAACCAAACAUAUCUCAAUAAGAUAAUGACCGGCAAUUUAGAGGCUGUGUUAUAAAAUAAAUGAACAUUUUAUACUUUAUUGGGACUUCAUAUUUGAGAAAAUGCAUAACGAUAAGUAACUGUUGGUUGUUCGUGUGGGCAAGAUUUAUUCCGAAAGUUGCGUGAUAUCCUCUCUUGUGAGAAUUGAGUAUCCCUAAUCCUGUACCAGAGGCAUCGCGUGGUAACACGGUAACUGCGGGAAGGCAGGAGUGCAGUUUGGAGGUAUCAGCAAAUAAACGCACAGAAAAAUGUGGCUGCGAAUUCUUCCCCAGGUGCUGACCAUCUGGGCUGUGGUGAUCUCUGGGACAACGGCUGACCUGACCUGUGAUACACUGCUCCUGCUGUCCACCAAUCUCACUGGUGAGGCCCUCCUCCAAUCGUCUAAGGACAGUUUUCUAUCACGUACGUUGGCACUGUGGAAUCUGACCCUCACGCCCAGCAAUGUCACUGCCGGUGACUACCUCAUGAAGCUGGUUGAGAGAAUGCCAAGAGUGUGCAAAGCUGUCAUCAAGGGCCUGUUCUGUAACAUGUCCAUCGAUCCCAUCGGUACCUGCUGGCCCAAGAGCACUGCAGGGGAGUGGGUGUCACGGCCAUGUCCAGAGAUGUUCUAUGGUGUCAAAUACAACACCACCAACAAUGUGUACAGAGAAUGCCUUUCCAACGGGUCCUGGGCCGUGAAAGGCAACUACACCCAGUGUCAAGAGAUUCUCAAUGAGAAAAAGAGCAAGCUGCACUACCACAUAGCCGUGAUCAUAAACUACAUGGGACACUGUAUCUCUCUGGCAGCCCUGCUGGUGGCCUUCAUCCUCUUUAUGAGGCUGAGGAGUAUCCGCUGCUUGAGGAACAUCAUUCACUGGAACCUGAUCACAGCUUUCAUCCUGAGGAACGCCACUUGGUUCGUCGUACAGCUCACCAUGAACCCUGAGGUGCACGAGAGCAAUGUGUUGUGGUGCCGGCUGGUCACGGCAGCCUAUAACUAUUUCCACGUGACAAACUUCUUCUGGAUGUUUGGGGAGGGCUGCUACCUGCAUACAGCUAUCGUGCUCACCUACUCCACGGACAAGCUACGGAAGUGGAUGUUCAUCUGCAUCGGGUGGUGUAUCCCUCUUCCAAUCAUCAUCGCAUGGGCCAUUGGCAAGCUUUACUACGACAACGAAAAGUGCUGGUUUGGGAAGAAGGCAGGAGUGUACACAGAUUACAUCUACCAGGGUCCAAUGAUCCUGGUGUUGCUGAUCAACUUUAUAUUCCUUUUCAACAUUGUGAGAAUCCUAAUGACUAAGCUGAGAGCCUCCACAACCUCAGAGACAAUACAGUACAGGAAAGCGGUGAAGGCCACUCUGGUGCUGCUGCCUCUCCUGGGCAUCACCUACAUGCUAUUUUUCGUCAACCCGGGAGGGGAGGAUGAGGUCGCCCAAAUAGUCUUCAUCUACUUCAACUCCAUCCUGGAGUCUUUUCAGGGCUUUUUCGUGUCAGUGUUUUAUUGCUUCCUGAACAGCGAGGUGCGUUCUGCGGUUAGGAAGAGAUGGCACCGCUGGCAGGACAAGCAUUCAAUCAGGGCUCGGGUGGCACGCGCCAUGUCCAUCCCCACGUCGCCCACGCGGGUCAGCUUCCACAGCAUCAAGCAGUCCUCGGCUGUUUGAGGACCAGCAACACUCUGCUUUGGCUGAACUCCCCCAUCUAACCUCUCACCGCCAACCACCCCUCCAACAUGUCCCCCACAGAGCACUGCUUUCCCCUCUUCUCUCCAAACCAACCGAGGGAAACAGCUACCGUGAUGGUUCACACAGGGUACACUUGGUCUGUAAACACAGACCUCACAUACCCCCUCCCAGGGUGCGGUGACCUCUGUAGUCUCUCGCCUGCUAAUACAUUGAGGUACGUUCGCUCAGUGCAUUCCCUCUGGAAGCUACAGACAGUCAGGAUGACAAUGGCCAAACUAAGUAAUGUCAAGAGCGGACUUUUUGCCAAAAGGCUGCACAGAGAAUUGGUACAAUCCCUGUGGCAUUGGCAGAUUCAGCUGAAAGGGGACUUUUGAUGUCAGAUGAAAAAGAAAAUCACGUUUGUCAGUAAGUCCAGUGUUCUCUUAUUCUAUUUUAUUCUGCAAAAUCCAGAAGUUGAAGUCCAUAUGGAUGGAGUUAGUCCAUAUGGAUGAAGUUGGAGUCCAUAAGAAUACUUUGAAAGUGGGAAGAAAAUGGCACUGGGGCACGUGCUUGUAUCAGUGUCAAAUACAUGAUCCCUGUUGGACUAACUGACCUUUUCAAGAUCAUUGACAAAAACAAUUUGAUUCUCGUUCCUUUGCAUGUUUUUAUUUUCUGUGGAGCAAUUUUUGAACUUUGAGCUGGCUAUGCUUACUGGCGCUGCAUCGUAAAGCGAAUGACCGUCAUGGACCAUUUAUUUCAUGUCUUUCCAGACUACUGUCUCUAGUAAACAUUCUCCCAUUCCUUCCUUUUGUUUUUCUGAUUAAUUAUUAUCUUGUUCUGGAUGUGAUAUCUUUGGCCACCAUUGAAGAUGGAUGCCUUCCCCAUUAUCCUUACAACAACAACCAAGGCAUUGUGCAAGCGGAAAAAGUGAUGUGACAUCCAACACUGUUACUAAUGGGAAUGAACUGUGAAAAUUGGUACACACUGUCAAAUCUACCUAGAGGACAAAACAGUUGUGUUUGUGUUGCCCAGUUCUUUCAGGAAGUAAAUAUUUAGCAUAUCUCCUCAAACUGUAAUGACUUCUUCUCCUUCCUUUCAUCUUAGCCUUUUCCUGGGACUCAAACGUAACGUUGGCUUAGAGAUAGUCAGACCUGGGGGGGUGAAGGAAGAGCGGCAGUUUAACAUCAAUAAGGCAUUUCACGCCUGGUAAGGUUGAGUUUUUUUGAGGCUCAAGCAAAUACAAACACACACAUAUGGAGAGGAUUUAUCAUAGGCUACAGUAUGAAACAUAACUGAAGAUAUUUUUUCUUUUGCGUAAGGUUGUAAAAGGUGUUAAUCUUCAACUGAUUUAAGCACACCUUUAUCAAAGCACUUUUUUAUUUAUUUCAAAUUCAAAAAUGACCAGGACCGUAAUAAGAUAACGCCCACUUUAGUAUAGAAUUUUGAAAGCUGGAUUGGGAGAAAUGCCAAUUAUUAAUAUAAUUAUUUUGGCUAGCUAUGUUAAGGUCUGAGAGGAACGUGGAUGUUUUGGUUGCUUCAUCUCUGCAACUUGCAAAACGUAUCUAUACUAAAUCUUCAGACUAAAUCAUUUUGUUCUUCAAACUCUUUCUUGCCAUCAAACAGGUAAUAUGUUAUAUUGCUAUUUUGUCGUAGAAAGUACCCAAUGGGCACACACAACAACAUUGUUUCCACAUCGUUUCAACAAAAUGACAUUGAACCAACAUGGAAUAGACAUUGAAUUGACGUCUGUGCCCAGUGGGUACUGACAAUACUUUGCUGAAAUUCUGCAAAUCCUUUCAAAUUGAAACACCCAUUAUGAAGGACCAUAACAAAUCGGAUCAUCAUUCCAACAUAAAACCAUUUAUCAGAUAUUGUCAUGCACAUAGCACAACUUUUUAUGUUUGAAUGACACAUGAAUAAGUCAAAGUAACUAGGAAAAGAUGAACACAAGGUCUGGCAGAUGAUUGAGUGAAUGCUGACUUCUUGUGGUUUGUUCUGACAAAGGGGAAUAGAGUUAUGCAUAUUCAGAUAGACGUUGUCUAGACAGGACCAGUCUCAAAUGUUUUGCAGUAGGAUUCCCCUCUCUCCCUCUUUCUCUCGCUGAAAAAUAUUGUAAUUAUGAGUACAAAAGCUGAAAUAAUUCACAAUCAUCAGCUCCCCAAAAGUUCCCUUCUUUUUGUUGUUCUGUACAUUGGCUAAUGUGGGAGCCCUCCCAAAAAGCUUGUGAGCUUGAAGCUUGAAUCUCAGGGCUCAGAGAACCAGUUGGCUUCCACACACUACCCCACACAGCACAGGAUGAAACCAAUUAAGACCAACGUUUUACUUGGUGUUGUUAAGAUAGCUCACCCCAGUAGGUAGAGCUAUGAGAGGACUGUGAGAGCUAUAAUGGCCUCACCCACAAGGACUUCUCAUCUGCCUCUCUCUCUCGUGCGCGUUGUCUGCUAAUUAGCUCUAUCUGCAGGGAAGUCACAGCUAGUUUGUCUGAAAGCUGAGAGCCAGGGACAAUUCAGGAAAGAGAGAAUAGUACCAAAGCCUGUACCCUGACACUGUCCCCUGCUAUGCAACAUCUCUAUGAAUGAGCGAGUGAAUGGAAGAACUGAGAAUUAAAUGAAAAGGGAUUCUGUGGUAUAGAUAGAGGCAGGGAUAGGAACUGGGACUUGCUGGGAAUUGACUUAAAAUGUUCAACCGGGCAUAGCCGCAUGAAGUAGGGGUUGCAGCACCCCCUGAUAAAUCUACAUUUAUCAAGCAUCCUCACUCCAAAACAUCUUCCUGCGGCCAUGCCCCCAGGCCAUAGUUCACAACCAGGGACCGAAAAAGGGAUCGUUUUGAUGUUUUUUGGGGGUUUGAAAGGCAUAAAGUGCUGUUUUUCAUGUAUUUGUUCAUGCAGACUUUUGUGCUUAUUUGGAACAGAAUUAUAUACAGUAUUUAAAAAAACUGGUUGAAUCAUCAUUUCAACCCAAAAAUGUAAUGUGAUGUUUAAUCAACGUAGGAAACUGAUUGGAUUUUUAAAUUGAUAGGAUUUUUGUCUUUUUUUCACCCAACUUUUAACCACAAUCAAAUGACAGGGUGGCAUAUUUGGUGGAUUUCACGUUGAAUUCACGUUAGUUGCCAACUCAACCAAAUUAAUAUUAAAACUAGACAUUGAAGUGACUUCUGUGCCCAGUGUGUAUUCAGUUGAAAUGCAUCCUGAAGCGCUUACUGACAUUUAGAAAAGAAAAGAAACUGCUGGGUUUAUUUUGCAAAGUCAAACAAAGCCAAUCCUCCGUUGGCAGAUAUGUCUAUAGACAACAGAAAUAGUUUGUUCUGAAUCCUUUUUUCCUCCCGGUCCCUUUUGAUCAUUGGCAUAAAGCAGUCAGAAUAAAAUAUGUGAUGUCAUUGGCAAUGUUUACAGAUCGCUUUGAGUAAUAGCUAUAGAACGUAUUGUCAGACAGAUGCAUCCUAAUCGCUGAAACAAAUGAUCACAAGAAUCACAGAUGCGGCUUCAUCUAUGUUUGCUGAAGGCAGGCUGAUUUAUUUUUCAUGGGGAAAAUGUGAUAAAACUACUGUCCAACCCCAUCUAACAGAGCACAGUUUAUUCCACAAUCCCAUUGUUUAUGUACCUGUCAUUCUGUUUAACAUGGAGAGAGAGAGAGAGAGAGAGUGUGAGAAUGUCUGGCUGGUGGUUGAUAUGUCAAAACGAACUCUUCGCCCACCCAGCCAGGGAUGCUACUGCCCUCCAACACACACCAUGUGUUCCUCAACAGCCAGGAUACGUGACGAUAUUACGUUCAUGAGAUUAGAGGUUAGCCUGGAAUGGAAUUGCCAAUGUAUGAUAGUGUUAUGCAUUCCAAUUCCAGGUACCUGCCUCUGUCAUGAAAAUAUGUUCUCUCUUAACCAAAAAUGAUUUACCCUGGAAAUCCAAAGCCAGUUGGUUCUCUGUUAUAAUGUUACAAGAACCCUGUUCUAAAUCACAGCUACCAGAUUUCCGAGAAUUGUAUUCCAAACACUGAAUGUAAUUCUAUUCUGAACACAUAUUCCAGUUAUCAUAACCAAUAACCAGAUGCUAUUGAAAACUUUUUCAAUCAAAUGCAGUAUUUCAGUAUUUUGUAGAAAAUGGACUAUACAGCUAUUUUCCUUCCUUUUCCAGGAAACAGGAAUAUUUUAGUUCAAAUAUUUUCAUGUAUACAUGUGCAUGGUCAGACUCCGAUUUUGAAAUUCUGAAUUUGCUAGCUGACGUCAAUCCAGGGAAAGUAGUUUCUUGAGGCAGCCGUCAUCAUUACUAUUAUUAUUAUCAUUCUGUAUACAGUAGAUGUCUCUCAAAGUGUGUCGUAGUCCUCAUACUUCUUUAAUAUAAUACUGCAAUUGAAAAUGGCUCCAGUAUACAGUACACAGACAGCUUCAUAAUGAAUUCCAGUUAAUUGCACAUAUGCUAUUAGUGUAGUCAGCUGUCAUACCACUGACCGUCAGCAACAUCAGUGUAGUCAAAUGUUCUCUUGUUUUUCUUUGUCAUUACCAAAGUAGUUGUGGUCACGAACAUCCUCCAAAGACACAAGCGCAGCUAUCUAGUCGAUAGGCUGUUCUUAUUUCUUGCCCUAUCUCUUUAUUUCAAUAAGAAAUUCUGCUGCUGCCCUUUCUCUUUUUUGAUUGUUUAUUUGGCUUGAUUUGUUUCCUUAAUUGUGCAGAGGGGUCUUGACCGAUUUCUCUCGAUGCAGUUAUAGUUACUAUAACAACGAUGUAUGUAAGUGUUCUUUCUCGGGUAUUUACAAUGUGUUCAUCUUUUGUUGUGAAGGUGUAAGAACCAAAAACAUUUGUAUUUAUUUAGCUGUCUAAGGCACACAGAUUUUUAUAUUUAUCACAUUAUUUAAAGGGUACAGCUUUUAUUGAAGGACACAGGCCCACAUUACCUAUAAUAUAGAUUGAUAAAUAAAUCGAAUUAUGUCCACAAUGUGUCUACUUAAGAUUUUGUGAUGAAAGGUGCGAUACGUAGUUUGAUGUGAUUUUUUUCACUUUUGUUGUUAUGUUUGAUAAUGUUGCAAUUAUCUUUCUUUCCUCUUUCAAAGUCCAAUAAGGAAAAAUUGUAUUUAUUAUGUUUAUGACUUUACUUGUUCAAUGUUGGAAAGCGUUGAGGAAUUGUACAUAGUUUGUAAAAAAACAAAAAAAGCAAUCUAAUGAGAAAAAGUAUAUGUGGAGAGUUCAAGAUAUAUGGAACAGUGCUACUACAUAAAUUGUGCAUUAAAAUGUGUUUUUUUAACAAACCCGAAAAA
Salvelinus fontinalis (brook trout) is the source of this 7682-nucleotide messenger RNA. Its product is annotated as corticotropin-releasing factor receptor 1-like. Gene Ontology annotation, cellular component: plasma membrane; neuron projection. The transcript has 15 exons. Lineage: Eukaryota; Metazoa; Chordata; Actinopteri; Salmoniformes; Salmonidae. The record is from RefSeq and is a predicted model, not a curated record. The coding region runs from base 1048 to 2439 and encodes 463 amino acids. Gene Ontology annotation, molecular function: corticotrophin-releasing factor receptor activity; corticotropin-releasing hormone binding; G protein-coupled peptide receptor activity. Gene Ontology annotation, biological process: cell surface receptor signaling pathway; adenylate cyclase-activating G protein-coupled receptor signaling pathway.